AUGUUAGAUAUUGAUUAUAACAAGUCCUCUGCAUCUGUAACCUUUACUAACUGCCUAAGCAAGAUCAGAUUUAAACCUUUAAAAGACAAUCCUUAUAUCUAUCAGAAAGAUAAUAUUAUUCUUAUCAUAUUUAUUAAUAAUUCAGCCAUUACAGCUCUGAGACAGAAAGACCUUAUAGAGCUAAAACAAUACCUACUCCAGGCACCCCUUGCUGCAGACAUGAAGACCCUGAAACACAUCUGCCAAUAUCUAACCAACAAUCCUGAACUCAGCAUCCUGCUCGCAGCGGACCAUAUGAAGAGUAUAGAGACCCUUAUUAUAACCUUCUUAGCCAUUACAGAGUUCUGCACGUUCAAUAGUACCAUCAAAGAAACACUUUAUAUUAAAAAAUUGGUAGUAGUGCUUGGCCUUAUGGUCUCGCCCAACGGCCGGAUCCCAGUGUUCACGGACUCAGUGAAUUCUCUUAAUAUCCUGCACCAGGAAGGCUAUACUCACACCAUCAGGUAG
Molecule: messenger RNA, 507 nt
Organism: Aspergillus sclerotioniger CBS 115572
Lineage: Eukaryota; Fungi; Ascomycota; Eurotiomycetes; Eurotiales; Aspergillaceae
Exons: 4
Coding region: 1-507 (168 amino acids)
Source: RefSeq, a predicted model, not a curated record